AUGGUCUAUGGUUCCCCACCUUCGCUCCAGGAGCUGGCUUUACAGUGCCUGGUGAGGAAUGAGGGAUUGACCGACUCUGUUCUGGAGAACCUUCCAAAGGUGUUCUUCUCACCUCUGUUCAAGGAGGCUGACAUUCAAAGAAAAACAACGAUGAUUAAGAGCCUGGUGGAAUACUGGCCUUACUCUUCCCUUCAUGUUGGGUUGCUAAUUAAUAAACCCAAAUUACAGAACCUCCAGGCUAUACUGGAUGGAUUAGACACAUGGCUGAAACGGAAGUAUCGACCCAGGAAGACAAGACUUCAAGUAGUUGACUUGAAUGGAUAUGCUUCCUCAGAUAUGCAAGAUGGAAGAGAGGGUAGAGACCACUUAGUAGAAACUAAGCUUGAGGGGCAAGUAGUGGAGGGCUUCUCAAGAUACACAAGGAAGUGUUUGAGGGUGUUCAUUGACCUUUCCUUUAUGUCUUCUCGGCAUGAAGAUGAAUACCAAAUACAGUUGUUGCAGUGGGCAAAGAAUAAAAAAGAUUCCCUGCAUUUGUGCUGUGAGAAUUUGGAGAUUGGAGCAAUAGAAGUGUCCAAGGUCAGGGAGGAGUUAAAUAUUUUACAGCUAGAGUAUGUCAAGCAGUUAGAACUGAAUACAGUAGGGAGUAUAUCCAAACUGGCAAAACUUAUACCUUGCAUCAGCAAAAUGAGAAAUCUCCAGAAACUCAUGCUAGUGCGCAUCUUUGGAACAAGAACUUACACACGCGAGGAAAAUGACAAUGUCACCAAGAUCAUGUCUCUGUUCCCCAAACUCACCUGUCUCCAGGAUCUCACUAUCGAUGAUGUCUAUUUUCUCACAGACCACAUGGAAGAGUUGUUCAGGUGUCUGGGGGCCUCACUGGUGUCCCUCAAGAUCACUCUGUGCCAACUCUCUCAGUCAGACUUGGUAUCAUUUGCCCAGGAUUGGAACUACAGUCAGCUGAAACAUCUGUGCUUGAGAGGUGCCACUUUAACUUACUUGAACAUCAUGCCUCUAAAACUUUUCUUAGACAGUGUUGCAGAUAAUCUGCAGACUCUGGAAUUAGAAGACUGUAGAAUGAAUGACUCUCACCUCAGUGUUCUUCUGCCUGCUCUAAUCCAAUGUCUACAGCUCACAAGUAUCAAUUUGUUUGAUAAUGACAUCUCUAUGGAUGCCCUGAAGAAAUUUCUACUCAAUACUACCCAUAUGAGCCAGUUGACCACAGAAAUGUACCCUGCUCCAGUAGAGGUCUAUAAUGAGUCGAAUUAUGUGGACGUAGAGACAUUUUCUGAGCUUUGUGCCGAACUAAAGGAUGAACUCAGUGCUGUAAGGCAGCCCAAGUCAAUCUGCUUUGGUUCCUAUUACUGUUAUGAUUGUGAUACACGUUAUACCUAUGAAGAUGAUGUCAUGUUUUGUUUGUGUGUUGAGUAA
Arvicanthis niloticus (Nile rat) is the source of this 1428-nucleotide messenger RNA. Its product is annotated as preferentially expressed antigen in melanoma-like protein 7. The record is from RefSeq and is a predicted model, not a curated record. Gene Ontology annotation, biological process: negative regulation of apoptotic process; negative regulation of DNA-templated transcription; positive regulation of cell population proliferation. Gene Ontology annotation, cellular component: cytoplasm. Lineage: Eukaryota; Metazoa; Chordata; Mammalia; Rodentia; Muridae.